AUGAGAGAAGACGAUGGAAGAUUGAACGUGAUUGUGGGCGACGGAGAAAAAUUAGUAGCAGCGGAUGCAGAGGCCAUCCAGGAUUUCAACCGAAUGUGUCGGGACCUUUAUAGACUUCACAUGCGAGUUGAGGAUGAGCAUGCGUUCUACGGAAGAUUAAUCAGUUUGGACGCGAUUGUUGUACCAGCCCACAUCGCGAUGAAAGAAAAGACUAAAAUCAUCGAAGUCCAACGCAAGGAAACUUUCACGGUCAAAUAUACCGGGACGGACCAUAACGAACAAAAGGUCACGGCUAGGAUAGUCGACAAAGGAACGAAUAAGGAGAUCGACUCGUACAAUCCUCUAGCAGAUAAGUCAGUCAAAAACGAAAUUGGGGAAAGAUCAAAGACAGAAGUCAACGAGGCGCUACAGUUCAUUCCCCCGGAGGAGCGUCACAACCCACGAGUCCUCAUUCAGAUGAUGAAACACGUUGUGUCUAAGGUAGCGACCGAAGAAGACGCAUGGGUCCGAAUUAAGGUGGGCACGAACGAAGACCAUUUGGCAUACACAUAUACAACGGAUGGAAGGCUGUUGACAAAAGAAAGAAUCCGACCGAAACCGACAGCGGACCCAGACCCGGCUAAACGAAAAUUAGACGAUUAUGAGUCGACCCUGAAAUACACUGACGGAACAUGUAGGAAGGUGACGCUGAAACUCCAUUUUGAGGAUGACACGACGGACAGCCUCACCGCAGUAAUCGUUGACCCGGUAACGGGAGAUCCGAUCCCAUACGCCCCAUGGGAUGUGUCAGAAGAGAGUACCGAACAUGCCAAUCAGACAGCCCUUGAUCAGUUGUGGAACCUGAUACCAGAAAGCGAUCGUCAGGACCCGAUAGUCCAAGCGAACACACUGAUCAGCAUGAUGCGGUAUCGAGCGGAAAAAGACGAAGCCCAUUUUCGACUCACAAGAAGAAUGGAAAACGGAGCGUAUAAAACGGUGUUUUAUGACGCAAUGAAGAAACCUUUGUGGGAAGUAACGACACAGGCACCGAAUGUGGUGACCGAGCAUUUGGAAAUCAACCCGGUACAAGAAAGUGGAGCCGGAGAGAUGGCAGAGGCCUCCGUAACCGAACCGGCAGGAACGGAGAGUACCCAACGACCAUCGAAACAGGACGAUUCGGAAGAAGAAGAGGAUAAUGACGACUCGGCAGAGGAAUCAGCUGAGGAAGACGAAGCAGUCGAAGAUGAUAAUGUCCCUUCAAAAGUUGUCAUCAAACCGAGGAAAGCGGCUAAACUGGAAGAAGCCAUGAACCGUGAAAAGGUUAAGAAAGGUGACUUCCUAAAGAAACGAAGGGAAGAAGAAGAAAGAAAGAAAAAGGGUAGUGAUGAUAGCGAGAGCACAGGCACCGAGAAAAAGAAAGAAGAGAGAAAGAAAAAGGAUAAAGCGUCAUUUCACGAUGUUGAAAUUCUGAGUGAGCCAACAAGUGAAGUGGGAGAAAGGUCAACGAAACCAACAACUUUAAAGAAAUUUAUUAUCGAAUCGGCUACGUCAAAGUCAAAGGUCACCGAGCCUGAGUUGCCAGCAUCAAAAGGAAAGGUCAUAGCCGUGAAACAAGUUGUUCCGGUUGUCAUCUCGGCAUCUACUACAAAAGAGCGCAAAGAGAAAGGGAAGCGUGAGAAGGCAAAACGAGAGACGUCUCGUGAAUCGGAAGCGUCAGAAGUGAGCCUACCAAGCACUUCAACGGUUAGCACAAGGUCACAACCGGACCCGACCAGACUGAGAGGCCUAGCGGAGGCCUUGGAAAAAGCGAAAAAAGCAAAGAGCGAACCGGCUAAAUUGAAAGGAAAGAGCAAAGCAGUCUUAAAAAUUGAUGCAAUGGCGAUGGCCACCUACGCCGAACCAGAGGGCGACAGCGAACUCGAUUUCUCAGGAGAUGAAGUGGAAUUCGAGGAUCCAGACGAUGAUAACAUGACAACGGUCGACGAGAUCAUCGCAGCAUCGCACAGCGAAGGGCUGAAGAAGAAGCUGCUCGGGUCAAAGCACAAGCCCCGAAGACGCCCAAAAGAAAAGGGGCCGAUGGACUCCGAAUCGGAAGAGGACGAUGAAGAUGAUACGAAAACGACGCCUACCGAACCAGCGACAGAAAAAACUGACCAGUCUAAAGGUCAAGAGAUAUCUGGGACUAAGGCAGAAGCCCGAAUGAAAGGUCAUGAGACUCCACAAAAAGGGGCAACAGAAAAGGUCAUGCUCCCAAUGGAGAAAGCGGCAGCGGAAGCAGAAGAAGCAGCAGCCUCCGCGCGUCAGGUGUUCCAGAGAUCAUUGUUCAUAGUAUGA
Messenger RNA from Paramacrobiotus metropolitanus, 2313 nucleotides. RefSeq names its product glutamic acid-rich protein-like. The record is from RefSeq and is a predicted model, not a curated record. Lineage: Eukaryota; Metazoa; Tardigrada; Eutardigrada; Parachela; Macrobiotidae. Bases 1 to 2313 code for a protein of 770 amino acids. The transcript is spliced from 3 exons.